GCUCUCAGCUCCGCCGCUUCACCCCGCUGAGUCAGACAGGAAUGGGGAAGUUGUGGAAAUGCUGUAAUGUCGCUACUGAAGCCGGUAAACUCGGCCGGAUUUACUGAUUAACUGAAUAUAAUAUACAGAGACCGGGGAUAUGACAUUCCGCCAGUUUAAGAGAGAGGUGUGAGGGGAACUGCUGUGAGGUGGUAUCAUGUUUACAUAUGGCGAUAUGGGUGUUUUUACUGGCAUAAUUAGCUAGUUUACUAGCUAGCAGUGUGGCUAACUCCCCUGUGGUAUAGUGUGACAGCAGCUAACUUGCUUAGCUAACUCAUUUUAAUUACCGAGUGACAAGUCGUUCGGUUGAGUCCUCCUUAUUUAACAGUACUUAUCUUACAUUUAUUAAAUCAAACGUAAUAAUUUAUUAAAACUAUAAAUUCUAUAACCUGUGUAUAUCCUAAUAGUUGGCUAUCUUAAACCAGAUUAGCCAGCUAGUUAGCUAGCUUGCUAAAACUGACCUGUGUAUAUCCUGACAGCUAACCUAGCUAUCUUAAACUAGAUUAGCCAGCAAGUUAGCUAGCUAACCUUCUAGCUAGUCAAAUUUGGAGUUGUUGUAAGUAAAUUAGUUUCGUUUGUAACGUUAGUUAAUUCAUAGUUAACGCUAUUUAGCUUUGUUUAUUAUUAUCAUAUUUGAGCAAGCUAAUGUUUUUAAACACGUGUCAACCUUUAACCAAAAUAAAAAAAUCUUAUUUCCACUGUAGCUUUUGUUUAAUUUGUUCAAAUUGACUUUAACGUUACUUCAGUCUUGCUAGUUCUAGCCAGCUAGCUAACACUAUUUAGCAUUGUUUAACAUUUAUCAUAUCUAAGCUAGCUACCUAGCUAAUACUUGAUACACUUAUCUCCCAUAAACCAAACGCUACGGUGGAAAUAAGAUUUAUUUAAUUUGGUUGCUUAGCUAACCUAGCUGCUUAGUUACCCUACCUCAGUCUCGCUAGUUAAUUCCUAGCUAAUUUUAUUUAGCAUUAUUUAACAUUAUUCUAGCUAAAUAUCUAAGCUAAUUCUAGCUAUUUAAACACUGGAUAAACUUGUCGUCAGUUUAACCAAAAUCUAGAGUGAAAAUACAAUAUUUACAAAUUGGUUAACCACUAACUUGCUAGAUUAGUUUAAUAAGAAAUAAGCUAAAAGUAAUCACAAGCAUGUCUGGCUCAGAAAAUUCUUGUGAAAUGCCCCAGUCCUCCAAAAAUGGUUACCACACCAAUAGUGGAUGUGAAACAGACACUGGAACUGAGAGAGCUGGAGGUGUAGCAUUAUCAAAUCUGCCGUCAGUCAAGAAGAAGAAAAUAGUUAUCCACUUCGAUCUUAACAACACCAUCCUGGUUUCUGAUGCUGUUACAAAACAAGGCACAGUUGCUGCUCUUGAAUAUUAUCUGUCCACUGUCACGUGGGGACGGAUGGCAAAAGGAAGAUGGGAGUGGAUGUGCGAGACUCCAACACUUCUUCCACCCUGUGAAGGUGCUGUGACUUACUACUCUCACUUUGGUAGAGUACCGGGCUUUACCUCUGGGCCGGGCAAGCGUUUCCGAAAAGUCCUUGAGGAGCAUCUUGAACUCUUGCAGUGGCCUUCCCACCUGCAGCCAGACAAGGAGCUCUCUAUUAAAGGAGAAGAUGGGAAGCUCUAUCACUGGAUCCUUCCAUCCUUCUUCCAGCUGCUGCAGGACUUGGCUUCCCAGGGACUGGAAUUUUCUAUCGUGUUCCGCACAUUCGGAACCGACCUGCCUCGCGUUUUGUUGGUUGUUCAGCGAGCCCUUGAGCAAGGGACCCAUCCACUCUUCCCUGACCUGCCAGCUCUAAAGUUAAGUGUGAAUGUAACAGCAGGCCGGAUCAGGUGCAGCAAUAAAGGUGCAGUUCUGACUUAUGGAGAGGAGCGUUUGUCUGCACGAGACGGGGAGAGGAGCCUGUAUCAGUUCAUGAGUUCUUCACAGGGGCUGAGUGGCUUUCAGGACCAUUUUGACUGGUGGGCACAAAAUACGUACUCCAUUUUGGGAGGGAAACCACUGUGGAUUGACCCCUUUGACUCUGCAGUUCAGCAUAUUUUUAUCGAUGACAACAUCCGGCAAAACGAUGAAGACACUAUUGUACAUCCUAAGGUUUUUUUGGAUCCAGAGGGUUCACAGACCCGCACGGCCUCCACUUCAGAACUGUAUGAUCUGUGUUUGGUACAAAAUGACCUCUUCAGAGCCAUUUCUGACCCCAGCUACUUCAUCCAGCGCAUACACAUCUGCAUGGAGAACUACGAAAGGAAUCUUCAGCAGGGAUUGAACUAGGUUUCACAUGUCAAUCUGUAGGAUGAUUGCCUGGGAAAAAAAGAUAAAGAAGGAAACAUGCUUGUGGUCAUGUGAUCACAUCCAUGAUAAAAUGACCAACUUUUUCAUUACUCAUGCAUCCCGUUAACUUGAAUAUCUAUAUGAACCAAAUAUUGAUUUCUGAUUCUUUUUGGAGCAUUUUUAACAGAUAAUCUUUGGAUCUCUGGUCCCAGCAGCUCAGACUGGAGCUCUGUUGUGUGUACAUCUGAAGUGGUAUGAAUAGCAUUUAAGUAAAGUUUUACAAAUGUGUUUAGCGCUAUAAUGCCAAAUUGGGAAUAUGAGGAUGGACAGGAGACUAGGUAAGGGCAAGACGAAGAAGAAGGAUGGUUCCAUAGUAAUAAUAAGUUAUCUCUAAUGUAGUAGUGCAAAAUAUCUCAAUACUUGAACUCUUGAUAAGCUAAAAAGUACAUAGGGUGAGAUUUAGCUUUUUUAUAUUUGAUAAAAACAAUAAGUAUGUUGCUUUAUUCAGCAGUUUAUCUACCGCCAUAUAUUUAGUACUGAUGUUACUGUGAUAUCAUUCAAACCAGCCCAAGUUUGUUCAUUUUGGAAGGAUGAAGUUUAUUUGAGACUCCCAGAUGUGCAGACAGUACAAGAGAACAGGCAGGAACAUCCAUUCUGCAGGAUUUAAUACUUGAAAUUAAUUAUUAUUAUUAUCCCCUUCUUACAUUAUCAAGCUGAGGUCUGAUUUUUUAAGUUCAGUGUAACCAAAUCAAAGCUUGUUAGUGAGGCUUGUCAUGUGAACAUAGCCUAAUUUGCCCCUGCAGUGAUGCUGUCUAUUCAAGACAGCUGAAUACAACAAUCAUUUUAAUAACUGAAUCAUCUGUUGAAUUGCACAUCAAGUAGCUUUAGUAGUGUGAAAGUACUGACAUUACUUUUAGUAGUGCACACUCUUAGUAGAUAAAACGUGGGCAGCUUUUAAACAGGAGGAAUGUUUCUGCAGAGAAGUGUCUCAAUAUCAGUGUUCUCAGGGUUUGAGUUAACAUUGAGUAGUAUUAAGCAUUUUUGUAGGAUUAUCAAAUUCUAUUUUACAUGUUAGGAUCCUUUGUGGAUCAUACUUGAAUUUCUACUUAUUUUACAUUGGAAGUGAGUUUUUUUUUAACUCUUUAGAAUGUAUUUUUCAUUGUGCUUUACAUGCCAAAAGAAAGUGCUGUGAGGUCUGGAAAUGAAAGAGUAAUGUUUAUCAGAUUCUGAUCUACAUUUAGCACUGAAUAGAAAUUUAGGCCACAAAGUUAUAUUUUUGUUAAUGAAAUAUAGCUGCAGUAUUUUCCUAAUAUACUGUUAGAUUGAGUUGCUGAAUUAAUGAAAACUAAAUGCACUGCAUUGUUUACACAAAUCAAACUCCCCAUUUUCUACUGUGUUUAAUUUUAAGAUGUAUUUAUAUUUAAGCAGAAAAAUUAUGCUUUGGAAAACGGUUAAAUUUUUUCACUUUAGAAUAAUUAAAGCUGCACCAUGAAAAUGAAGUGUAAAUUGUUUUACUACUGAUAACUGACACUGUGGUGCAGCUGACACUGGGUAUUUAUUUUAAUUUUGAAUAUAUAUAUUUAAUUAUAUGUUUGAGGCUUUUUUAGCAUGUUUUUGUUUGUGUCUUUGCAACUAAAAUAAAUCCUCAAAAGUU
Astyanax mexicanus (Mexican tetra) is the source of this 3960-nucleotide messenger RNA. RefSeq lists its product as uncharacterized. The coding region runs from base 1179 to 2306 and encodes 375 amino acids. The record is from RefSeq and is a predicted model, not a curated record. The transcript has 5 exons. Lineage: Eukaryota; Metazoa; Chordata; Actinopteri; Characiformes; Acestrorhamphidae.